AUGCGAGAGAAGCUGACGCCGUAUUCCUUCACUGCCAGCUGGCAGAAAGGAUCCGACCACCGCAUACCGGAUGCGCUGUCACGCGCUUCAACCAGCGACCCGACCGCCGACGAUGAGGUUUCAGAGGACGCGGCGGACCCGCUCUACGCAGCUGUAAUCGCAGCUCUGCACGCUGAGCGGGCGUCCGAGGACGGUGCGCGGCUAGCGCCGCUCGUGGACCCCAGUCUGGAGAGAAUCCGAGCCGCCGCCGACCGCGACCCUGAGUACGAGUCCCUGCGAGAGGCAGUCUUGCAUGGAUUCCCGGAGCACCGGCACGAGGCGCCACCCGCCGUCCGCCCAUACUGGGGCGUGCGGAGCAUGCUGGCGCUGGACGGCGGUCUGAUCGUCCACGGCCCUCGACUGUCACACCAGGGGAUCGAGAGGACGAAACGCCGUGCCCGUCUCUGUGUGUACUGGCCGGGCGUCGACCGUGACGUCACCAACGUGGUGUCGUCCUGCCCGCGCUGCCCGCAGUUGGCGGCGAGCCACGCUAACGAGCCGCUGUGGCAGGAGGACGACCAGCCGAGCCGGGUGUUUGAGUCGGUUUCGGCAGACUAUUUCCACGUCGCCGGCCGGACGUACCUGGUCUACGCCGAUCGACUGUCCGGCUGGCCGUACAUCUUCACCUGCCCGAGGACAGCAUCGGCCGAGCACCUGACUCGGGAGCUGCGUGCGCUGUUCGCACAGACUGGAGUCCCGACGGUUCUCCGUACGGACGGCGGACCGCAAUUCACGUCGGAAACUCUGCGCCGUUUCCUGAUCCGAUGGGAGGUGCGCCACGUCAUCUCGUCGCCGCACUACCCGCGGUCAAACGGCCACGCCGAGGCGGCUGUCAAGGCAGCAAAGAAGCUCGUCAUUACGGUCUCCAUGGGCGGCCAGCUGGACGAGGAGCUGCUGAGCCGGGGCCUGCUGGAGCUGAGGAACACGCCGCGCGCAGACGGCCGAUCACCGGCACAGGUGUUGUUCGGACACCCGAUCCGGUCGGGCGUGCCCACGCACCACCACGCGUUCGCGCCCGAGUGCAAGCGCGCCGCCGCCGAGUGCGAACUGAAAGCCGCUGUAACCCGGGAAGCGGUCACACGCCGCCACGACGCGACAGCGCGCCCGCUGUCGCAGCUCAACAUCGGCAGCCGGGUCGACAUCCAGGACACCGAUAGCGGCCGCUGGGACCGCCCCGGUGUCGUGGUGGGGAUCGGCCGGCGCCGCACCUACCUGGUGAAGACGGGCAGCGGGCGGCUGUACUGGAGGAACCGGCGGUUCCUGCGGCCGUACCGACCCUGCUGGACACUGCAGCGCCACACGCCGCCAGUCCGCCCCGCACGACAGCAGCCGCGCCUGCCGCAGCCCCAGCAGCACCAGCGGAGACGAUCUCUGCCGCCGCGGGAGCAGCACCGAGCGCGCCGCCGUCGCCGCAGGCCGCGCCGCGCCGCAGCGGCCGCGUGCACCAGCCCCCCAGGCGCCUGUCCCCCCCGCACGGCUGCUGGCCGUGCCGGCGCGCGCCUCUGCCACUCACACCGCUGGCCGUCCCAGCUCGGCGCCUGCAAGCGCCUCUGCCGCCGCCAGCUGACGGUGCGCGCCGAGCGGCACGGCUGGCGCGGGUGA
Molecule: messenger RNA, 1641 nt
Organism: Amphibalanus amphitrite
Lineage: Eukaryota; Metazoa; Arthropoda; Thecostraca; Balanomorpha; Balanidae
Exons: 3
Coding region: 1-1641 (546 amino acids)
Biological process (GO): DNA integration
Molecular function (GO): nucleic acid binding
Source: RefSeq, a predicted model, not a curated record